Molecule: messenger RNA, 2691 nt
Organism: Trifolium pratense (red clover)
Lineage: Eukaryota; Viridiplantae; Streptophyta; Magnoliopsida; Fabales; Fabaceae
Product: clathrin coat assembly protein AP180-like
Exons: 1
Coding region: 269-2428 (719 amino acids)
Biological process (GO): clathrin-dependent endocytosis; vesicle budding from membrane; clathrin coat assembly
Cellular component (GO): clathrin-coated vesicle; clathrin-coated pit
Molecular function (GO): phosphatidylinositol-4,5-bisphosphate binding; SNARE binding; clathrin heavy chain binding
Source: RefSeq, a predicted model, not a curated record
AAUCUUGUUAAUUUUGAACAAUUUUUCUUAGAACAAAUUCUACAACAAAUUUCAUGCAUGCAUGUGCCUAUAGUGAUGUUCUAAAAUCCUAAUCAAUAGGAGAUUUAUCACCAAAUAUUUCUUAGAACAAAUUCUACAACAAACUUCAUGCAUGCAUGUGCCUAUAGUAAUGUUCUAAAAUCCUAAUCAAUAGGAGAUUCAACAUAUAAAACAUAGCUAGUUUUUUUUUUAUUUAUUUAUUUAUUUAUUAAUAUUUGAUUCUCACACAAUGCCAAGCAAACUAAGAAAAGCAAUUGGAGCAGUAAAAGACCAAACAAGCAUUAGCCUAGCAAAGGUAACAAAUGCAGCAAAUCUUGAGGUAACAAUUCUUAAAGCAACAACACAUGAUAAAAAUCCAAUUGAAGAACGUUAUGUACAUGAAAUUGUGAACAUGGUAUCUUCAAAUAAAGCAUAUGCUGCUGAAUGUGCACAAUGCAUAGGUAAAAGAAUUGGCAAAACAAGAAAUUGGGUUGUAGCCCUUAAAUCUCUUAUGAUUGUCCUUAGAAUAUUCCAAGAUGGUGAUCCAUAUUUUCCUAGAGAAGUUUUUCAUUCAAUGAAAAGGGGUGCUAAAAUUCUCAACCUUUCAAGUUUUAAAGAUGAUUCAAAUUCUAGUCCUUGGGAUUACACUGCAUUUAUAAGAACAUUUGCAUUGUACCUUGAUGAACGUUUAGAUUGUUUCCUAACAGGAAAGCUUCAACGACGAUUCACAUAUGAUACUCGGUUUCACGAAAAAAUGCAAAGGAAUGAACCUGGAAUUAGAGACAUGAAACCUACAUUGAUUCUUAAUAGAAUCACUUAUUGGCAAAGGUUAUUAGAUAGAGCUAUUGGCACAAGACCGACCGGUUCGGCCAAGAAUAAUCGGUUGGUUCAAAUUUCUCUUUAUGCUAUUGUGCAAGAAAGUUUUGAUCUUUACAAAGAUAUCUCUGAUGGGCUUGGUGUUAUUUUGGAUAAUUUCUUCAAUUUACCACUUUCAGCUUGUGUUACUGCAUUCAAUGCAUGUGUUAAAUCAUAUAAACAAUUUGAUGAGUUAUCUGGAUUUUAUUGUUUUUGUUUAAGCAUUGGAAUUGGAAGAUCUUAUGAGUAUCCAACUAUUCAAAAAGUUUCUGAUGAGCUUAUGGAGACAUUACAAGCUUUCUUGAAAGAUCAAGCUUCAUUCCAUACAAAUAAUAAUGAUUCUAAACAAUUUAUUGUUUCUCGUCACAAACGUUCUAAUGCAUCAUGUUCAAGUUCAUCUCAAAAUCAAUUAGGUAUUGAAAGAUAUUUUGAAAAUGGUUCUGAAUUUGGAUCUCAAUGUACAUCAUUAGAAGAUCUAAUGAGUGCUACCGAUGUAGCAGGAAGUUCGCGCGGUUCGCUUGAACAUGAUAGGUAUUCUGAGGAAUCUGAUGAAGAUGAGAAACAAUCAUCACAAUAUUAUGAUGAUGAGUUUACUAGUGUGGAUGCUAAUGGUUCUUGUUCUAUUAGAUCAUUUUCAAUUGACCAUAAUUCAAGGUCAAGUCUUGAUAUAUUAAGUGUUGAUAAUAUGGAUCAUGAUCAAGUUAUGCAUCAUAAUCAAACAAAUGAAUGUGAGAAAUUACAAAACACAAAAAGUGGGUCUAAUUCCAAUGAUAGUUCCAAAGAUUGUUGGGAAAUAGUGUUGGCAAAAACAGUAGUAAAUACUAAUGAAACACCAUCACCUAAAUUGGAUAAUGGAAUUGACCCUUUUCUUGAUUUAUUUGAUCAAGCUUUAGUACCUCAACAAAAAUACAAUCCAUUUCUUGAUGAUGUUGGAACUUCAGAUUCUCAUCAUGCCACCACUAGUGUUAGUAUUGAUGAUAUUUUUGAUGUAUCACUAUCACCAACUUUUAAGGCAUCAACUUCACCAACCUUUAAGGCUCAUGACCCUCUUGAAUUAACGGUCUCUAAUCAAAAUUCCAAUUCUUUAACAAAUUUGGAUCUUAUUUUUGGUGACUUAUAUUCAAAUGACACAACAGUUGCACCAAGCUUUGAAGCUCAAAAUUCUCUUCAAAUGAUUGUGGCACCAAGUUUUGAGGCUCAAAAUUCUUUUAAGAAUGUUUCAACACCAACUUUUCAAGUGCAUAAUUCAAAUGAUAAUGCCAUAGUAGAGUCAUCAAUCUAUAGUGUUGAGAAUCCUAAUACUAGUAUUGUUCCUUUUGAUCCAUAUAGUAAUUUUUAUGAUUCAACCGUGGCACCAACAUUUAGUGCAAAUGGUGGUAGUGAAACAACAUUCACAACACAAAUAAGAGAAGAUGAUCCAUUUGGGCCAUGGCCUAGUGCAACGACGAACGAUCAAACGUCUAAUGUGUCAUCGAUGCAAGAUCAAACUUUGUCGCGGCUUCAACAAUUGUGGUUAGAACAACAAAACAAGAUUAUUGCAAAACAUAUGACUUGAAAAGUUAUUGUAAAUGUUUAGGCAUUGAACUUUUGGGCAGAAAAUAUUUGAGCAUUAAAAUCAACUUUUGUAAAUAUUUUCCCACCAUUUUUCCUUUCUCUAAUUUCUUGUGUUAUUCUACCUAACUUUAUGCUUAAUUCUUCUAAGACAUGUUCAAAACUGGACUGUAUUAUUUCAUGCAAAAUGGAAAAUGAUACCUUAUGAUAUAUGUGAAAGUUUGGUUCUCAUAUAUUAUGAGUGAGAACAGAUUUUUUUUUGGAACC